Zea mays is the source of this 1027-nucleotide messenger RNA. Its product is annotated as dirigent protein 1. The record is from RefSeq and is a predicted model, not a curated record. NCBI's taxonomy places the organism in Eukaryota, Viridiplantae, Streptophyta, Magnoliopsida, Poales, Poaceae. Bases 231 to 806 code for a protein of 191 amino acids. The transcript has a single exon.
CCUGGCCUGGCAGCCUGCCUACACGCUAGCCUACAUUUCAGACAAUUUCGACUGUCAUCUCAUCACACCAUCCACUUUCAACUUCUCACCUAAGUUGAUUGUAACAAUGCAUGGUGGUGGCCAUCAUCUUGCGCUCAAGCUCAGGAGGCUCACUCUCAGCUAUAUAGAUCGAUCUUAAACAAUAAACAUACAUUCCACACUGCACUACUGCAGCUAACAAGCGCAUCACAAUGGCCAGCUUUGCAAAGCCGCAGCAUCUGCUGCUUGCCGCCACCGUGGCCGUCGUUCUCCUGCUCGUCGCCGCGGCGGACGCCAGCCAGCGCCCGGUGCACCUGCGGUUGUACAUGCACGACAUCAUCGGCGGGCCGGGGCAGACGGCCAUCCACCUCAUCCGGAACGUCGGGCCGCCGCACACGUCGCUGAAGGGCGCCUACUUCGGCGACACGGUGGCCAUCGACGACCUCGUGACCGAGGGACCCGCCGCCGACUCCAGGGCCGUCGGCCGGGCGCUGGGCACCUACAUGCUGUCCUCCCAGCGCGAGCAGGUGCUCGUGGUCGCCGUCACCGUCGUGCUCGCCGACGGGCCCUACAACGGCAGCACCUUCGCCGUGGCCGGCCGCGUCAAGAUCUUCGACGACACGACGGAGCUCGCUGUCGUCAGCGGAACGGGCGGGCUCCGGCGCGCCGCCGGUCACUUGCUGUGGAGGACGGCUGAGGUGGUGUCCGAGGUGUAUAUGGUGCUGGAGCUGGUCGUGCGCAUGUCUGUUCCUGCGACGGCGAGCACUGCUGCUCCUGUCGAUGGGUGAUCACUUGCUAUCGAGUGGCAGAAACGUACGUGUACGUCCAUCUAGACCGCAAUAAUGCAUUAAUGCUACUGCUUCUGUUUGUUUUCUUUUCCCUUCAGCUUCUUUGGUUGUUGAGAAAAGGAAAUGGACCGAUUCCCCGAGCACGUCCCGUAUGGAAGUAUGAUCAUAGUUCAUCAUAUUCUGUACACGUUUAUCUGAAACUAGCCGAAAUUGCCUGCGCA